GCGACUUGGGAGCUGUAAUUUGCUACUCAGAACCGCUGUGGAGGUGGGUUUUGUAGUGGGUCAGGCGCUCGUGUGUGGAAGCUGAGGGGCGAAGCGGCGCGCUGUGGUUUCUGGACGCCGCUACCUCGGCUCCUGUAGCCGUACUCGCCCUCGGCGCCCCGCCGUCAUCUCCGCGAUGCAGUCCCGGGAGGACGCCCCGCGUACCCGCCGCCUCUCCAGCCCCCGCGGCGGGAGGCGGCCCAAGCGGAUCUCCAAGCCCUCGGUGUCGGCGUUCUUCACGGGCCCGGAGGAGUUAAAGGACACGGCGCACUCGGCCGCCCUCCUGGCCCAGCUCAAGUCGUUCUACGAUGCUCGGCUGCUGUGCGACGUGACCAUCGAGGUGGUGACGCCCGGCAGCGGGCCUGGCACAGGCCGCCUGUUCAACUGCAACCGCAACGUGCUGGCCGCGGCGUGCCCCUACUUCAAGAGCAUGUUCACGGGCGGCAUGUACGAGAGCCAGCAGGCCAACGUGACGAUGCACGACGUGGACGCCGAGUCCUUCGAGGUACUGGUGGACUACUGCUACACUGGCCGCGUGUCGCUGAGCGAGGCCAACGUGCAGCGCCUGUACGCGGCGUCCGACAUGCUGCAGCUGGAGUAUGUGCGCGAAGCCUGUGCCUCGUUCCUGGCGCGCCGCCUGGACCUGAGCAACUGCACUGCCAUCCUCAAGUUCGCCGACGCCUUCGACCAUCACCAGCUGCGGUCGCAGGCCCAGGCCUUCAUCGCGCACAACUUCAAGCAGCUCAGCAGGAUGGGUUCCAUUCGCGAGGAGAGCCUGGCCGACCUGACCCUGGCCCAGCUGCUGGCCGUGCUGCGCCUGGACAGCCUGGAUGUGGAGAGCGAGAAGACGGUGUGCCACGUGGCACUGCAGUGGCUGGAGGCGGCGCCCAAAGAGCGGGGCCCUAGCGCGGCCGAAGUCCUCAAGUGUGUCCGCUGGGCACACUUUGGGGCCGAAGAUCAGGACUAUCUGGUGGGGCUGCUGACCAAGCCCAUCGUGAAGAAGUACUGCCUGGACGUCAUCGACGGGGCCCUUCUGCAGCUGCGGUAUAGGGACAGGUUGCACAAGCCUGUGGUGCCAGUGCCAGGCUGCAGCAGCAGCAAUAACAACACCGGCAGCAGCCACAGCAGCACCGGCAUCCUUGUGCCUACAGAAGAAAAUAUGCCCCAGAGGCUGGGCGUGUGUGCCAAGAGGAUGGUGAUGUUCUUUGGACACCCUAGAGAUCCCUUUCUCUGCUGUGACCCGUACUCAGGAGAUAUUUAUAAAGUGCCCUCACCAGUGACCUGUCUUGCUCACACUAGGACUGUCACCACCUUAGCUGUCUGUGUCUCUCCAGACCACGACAUCUAUCUCGCUGCGCAGCCCAGGAAAGACCUUUGGGUGUAUAAACCAGCCCAAAAUAGUUGGCACCAACUGGCAGAUCGCUUGCUGUGUCGGGAGGGCAUGGAUGUGGCGUACCUGAAUGGCCACAUUUACAUUCUGGGUGGGCGAGACCCUGUUACUGGAGCUAAAUUGAAGGAAGUGGAAUGCUACAGUGUUCAGAGGAACCAGUGGGCAUUAGUGGCUCCACUGCCCCGUUCCUUUAUAUCCUUUGACCUGAUGGUAGUUCAGAACUACCUCUAUGCUCUCAGCAGUAAGCACUUGUUCUGUUAUGAUCCUAACCAUAAUUCAUGGCUGAAAUGCGUUUCUCUGAAGCGCAGUGAUUUUCGGGAAGCCUGUGUCUUCAAUGAUGAGAUCUAUUGUAUCUGUGGCAUCCCAGUCAUGAAAGUCUACAACCCAGCUAGUGCAGAAUGGAGACAAAUUAAUGAUAUUCCCUUCGUGUUAGAGACCAACAACUCCCGGCUUAUCAAACAUGGCCAGAAAUUGUUGCUUAUCACCUCACAUACGCCACAGUGGAAAAAGAACAGAGUGACUGUGUAUGAAUAUGAUGGUGGAGAAGACCAGUGGAUUAAAAUAGGUACCACAUUAGGCCUCUUGCAGUUUGACUCUAAUUUUUUUUGUCUCUCAGCUCGUGUUUAUCCUUCCUGCCUUGAACCUGGCCAGAGUUUUCUUACUGAAGAAGAAGAUACACCUAGUGAAUCUAGUACAGAAUGGGAUUUAGGCAGAUUCAGUGAAAUGGAGUCUGAGUCAGAAAGUUCAAGUUCAGUUUCUGAUGAAGAUUUUUGGGUGCGGGUAGCGCAUGAAUGAAAUGCCCAGGGUCAGUAAGGUUUCUUACUACUUUCUCCAUAAGGUGUUUUAUGGCCAUGUAAAGUACUGUAGAGAGGUACCCUUAUCUCUUUGUGAGGAGAUACAGGCUUUAACUGCAGGUUUCACUUAGAAAAGUUAAUGUUUAAAAUACUGUAAUUUAAACCAGUCAUGGCACCCCACACCUUUAAUCCCAGAACAGGCAGAGGCAGGUGGAUCUCCAGCCUCAUCUACAUAUCGAGUUACAGGCCAGCUGGGGCUGCAGGGAGACCCAGUCUUAAAAAGACACACAACCCCCCCCCAAAAAAAAAACACUUAGGUAAUUAGACGUUACAAAAUUUUAGCACUCAAGUUACUUAAUAAUUUGCUGUGCUGAAAAUCCAGUAGUUUGAUAUUUAGUGUUUGCCAUUGGACUAAUUCUGUUUAAUUUUAUGGUAGAAAAAGUGCUUUGAUAGGAAUUGGUAGAUAGUGUUUUGAAAGGUAAUAUUCUUCAGAACAGUAUAGUGGGUUUCCACAGUGUUAACGCAGUGAAUUUUUUUUAAUACACUGGUUUCUGUCUUAAAUAUAGUUUGCUAAGUUUUAGUUUGGUUGCUCAACUGAGGAAGAAAGAUACACAUAUAAAUACAUGUAUGUGUAUAAUAUAUAUAUGUACUAUAUAUGUAUGUAUAAAGUGUAUAUUUGGGUGACCAUAUGGUGAUUUCAUAUGUUUGUAAUGUAAAGAAUGGCUGUAAUC
Nannospalax galili (Upper Galilee mountains blind mole rat) is the source of this 2954-nucleotide messenger RNA. Its product is annotated as kelch repeat and BTB domain-containing protein 6. The transcript has 2 exons. The coding region runs from base 176 to 2224 and encodes 682 amino acids. The record is from RefSeq and is a predicted model, not a curated record. NCBI's taxonomy places the organism in Eukaryota, Metazoa, Chordata, Mammalia, Rodentia, Spalacidae. Gene Ontology annotation, molecular function: protein binding.